Linum trigynum is the source of this 5472-nucleotide messenger RNA. Lineage: Eukaryota; Viridiplantae; Streptophyta; Magnoliopsida; Malpighiales; Linaceae. The record is from the annotation of a GenBank genome assembly.
AUAGGUAGAAUUAAUUUAUAUAAUUGAUUGUGAUUGAAUUGUAAAAAUUUGACAAUUGACAUUGAGAUUUGGGGUUCAAAUUUCAUUAUGAGUAAUAUUUACUCAACUAAGUUUUGCAAGUGUUCCCCUAAAUCAAGGGUGUGCCAUGACACCCCUUCCAACUAGGGGUGGAAAUUGGGGUGGGUGUGGUUAUCCGCUCCACAUUCUGCGGGUACCCACAUCCACAAAUUUACAAUUAUGCUACCCACAACCCGCACCGCAGUGGUGAGUGGGUAACCACUACCCACUGUGGGUUUGUGCGGGUUGGGUGUGGUUACCCGCAAAAAUCCAUCGUUGCAAGUAUAGAGUUUUAGUCGCCACUAACGUAUUUGUUGUUCGUAACUAGACUAUAGUGAUAUACACUUGUGUUGUUUGUGGAGAUACAAUUUUGUACAUCGAUCUUACUCAACGUGAAGAUUUUUUCUUUUUGAGUUUGAUAUUCAAAUUUUGUGUCAGAGAGCUGUGAUUUCAUAUUUCCCCGACUAGGGGUGAAAUAUGACAAUUAAAUAUGAUCUUGUAUUUUUAUCACACAAAAGCAAAAACAUACUGAUAAAAGUUACAAAAGGUGUUCACUUUUAAUGAAUUGAUUAUUCUCCACUAUAUCGAUUAUAGUGUUUUAUAAACUAAAAAAUUCUUACAUAAAACUGAUUAGGUGUGUUUUUUUUAUUUGGUGGCUACUUUAAUUUUUAUCCUCACACUUUUCACAUACUAUUAUAUUAUAAAGUUAAUUCACUAAAUAAAUAUAAUUAGUGUGGUUAUUGUGGGUUAACCGCGGUGGGUAGUGGAUAACCACUAACCACAAAAAUCGUUAUUUUACUACCCACACCCAACCCACUACCCACAACUUGUGGAUAUGGUUACCCACAAUAGGUGCGGGUUGGUGCGGUUUGCGGAUUAUCCACAACCCACAACCCAAACUUCCACCCAUACUUCCAACUAGGGAUGGCAAAUUCGACCUGACCCGUUUUACUCGACCUGUUUGGCGUGUUUUGCGCCGGGUCCGACCCGCCCCGUAGGCGUGGCGGGGCGGGCAUGGGUACUCUUAUCGACCCGACUUGCCCUGACCCGCCCCAUUCUCGACCCGUUCUUUCCUAAAUUACAUGUAAUUUUAGUCAAAUUACUUAGGAUUGUUCUUUUAUUACAUCAUAUUUUAACUAUAAUAAAGUUGUAAAUUAGUGAAAACCUCAAUUUCUCCAAGAAAUUAACUACAAUUAUCAUAAUAUUAUUUGUUUUCUUGAUCUUAUGAUAAAAAUAACGAAUAUUUUUCAUAUAAAUUCCAUACCCAAUGGGUCGACCUGCCCAACCUGCGACCUGUGAUAAAUUACCCUACCUGGACCCGACCUGCCAUAAAACGGAUCUGGGUACCAAGAAACCUGCCCCGAACCUUCCCAUUGACAUUCCUACUUCCAACCUUGUAGCUCCGGCCCUGUCCAAAAUUCAAAUUAGCAAGCAAACUCUCAUAUUCAUAUAUCUACGUACACAUCUGCCGCGCAUCUACCACGCGACAAGUAAUUUCAUUUAAUAAUCCAGCCGAACGUACACCUAACGGUUCACAUGCAAAUUGCAAUACGUACAUAAUUCCCCGUCUAUAAAAAUCCACUUUCAUUCGCUAGCUUCAAUCCACAAAUCCAUCAACUACUGUUAUCAUCAUAUAUCAUGGCCGCUACUAAUUACAAGCUGCAGGUCUACGUGGCGCUGAUCGUGGUGGUAAUGGUGGCGGCUGGCGGCCGGCAUCUGGCUGCCGACGGCGUGGUGACGUGUAGCCAGGUGGCGGCCGACGUGGCGCCGUGCUUCAACUACAUCACGGGGAGAGGCCCUCUGGUCCCUGCCUGCUGCGGCGGGAUCAGGUCGCUCAAGGCCGCCGCCGGCUCGACUCCGGAAAGGCAGGCGGCUUGUCGAUGUUUGAAAGCACUACUCAUCGGUGGUGUCCCCGGUGUUAACUUCGGCAUCGCCGGCGGACUUCCCAACAGGUGCGGCGUCGUUUCGCCCGCACCCGUCAGCCCGACCGUCGAUUGCAACAGGGUCAGGUGAGAGUACGGCUACGACGAUCGAGGAAUAAGCUGAUGAUGGAUGUGUGGACUGUCUAAGUAAUUAAAAAUACGUCGUAUUAUCUGGAAAAGAAAGAAUAAAGGGAUUGUGUUGUUCAAUUUAUUCUGGUACUUUGUUGGGCUUGAUUUGGCUCUUCUCGCAGAAUGGAGACUUAGGAGACGAGAAGUAAUAAGAAUUUGUGUGUAUCUUUGUAUUGACAUAAUUGUGUAUGAACCCGUUGUAAUCUACUCUCUAUAUGAUGACAGAAGAGUUAGUCAUUCGGAUAAUAUUAUGAUACAAGAAAAAUCAAUCGUGUACGAUGAUCUAUCCAGCGGAUCAUUUAGGUCUAAAUUGAACAGUGAUAAUAUCUACAAGAAGUCAUUAUUUAACUUCAAGUCUAUAGUAAAUAAUGUUUUUCAUUCUGAAGUCCACUACUAAGAUUUCUAGUACAAAUUUAAAGUCUUAGAUAUCUUUUCAUCACCGCAAAACCAAGAGAGAUGAAUGAAAGGAAAAGGAUGAAUACAAUUAUAUCCACAUAAGAUUAGUUCAGGUAGGACUAUUCAAUUUGGCGCUAUGGAAAACACUACGAGUAUUAAUUAUGGUCUACUAUUGAUAAACGAUAGAAAGAGUUUAAAGAUAAACUAAUAUUCAAUUCUGCUUUGAUGCAUGGGUAAAGGGGGAUUAAGUUCCCAUCCCAAUCAAGGUGGAUAACAAGGUUAGCUAACACGGGGAUUCAUCGAGGUGGCUUGCAAGAUGAGGCUAGCAAGCCGUUGAGGCGCGCUAAGUAACGAGACGAGGGUGAUACCAAAUCGAAAUGGUAGAGGCCAUUUCAUAUCAACAAGGUAGUAGUGAUCCAUAGACAAAAAAAAUGGUGUGGUUGAAGUUGUUAGCAAGACGAGCAACAAAGAAGCUAAUUAAGUAUGGAGUCACUGUAGUUGUGGGGUGCAAUCAAUACUUCAUCAUAGAGAUACGACAAAGAGGCUUCAAUCCAUCGAGUCAGAACAAGUCAGUAAGACAUGGAGUUCAACUCAACACCAAUAGUCCAGCCCCUGCGUCAUCUCCAUAUACCUGACACCAACUAGUUACGAAGCGACAAUGAGAACCCCGAGAUGGUUAGAUCAACCAACAAGUUGGUUGUUACCAGAACGAUUACACCGUAUGGCUAUAUAUAGAAGAAAGGAAAAUUGUAAAAAGGCUCAACAAAACCAACACGUGACACCACUUGUAAAAAAAAGACUCCAAAAACAAAGGGAAAUUCUUAACUCCAACCUUGGUUGGACGCAAAAACUCCAACCAUCCAACAUUUAAGUUUAUUAUUGGUGGUCUCACCUUCCUUUUUUCUUAAUAUUUAAUAUUCUUGAUUAUGCUAAAUUAAUAAGAAAUUAAAAUAUACAAAAAAAGAUGAACUCACCAAAAGAAAACUGGCAUAUAGCUGGUUGGACGUAAAUGUCUGAACUAAGAAUUUUCCCCAAAACAAUCGUGUGUAAUUCAUUAAUAUCAAAACAAGAGUUCUCUUGCCAGAAAAGAAAACAAUAAUUUUUUUUGUAAAAUGUAUAUGCUGGAUUGAAUUUGAAUUAAUUAGUGCCCACCUUGUCGCCAACAGUGGCGGAUCUCAGGGGUGGCCACUUCGGCCACGGCCUAACCCUCUCCCGGAUUUGGAGCUAGUAUAGUCCUUAUGAGUUUAUCAAUUUUAGCCAUUUGGCUCAGUGUUAAUUUAUAAUAAGAUUGUGUGUAAUUAGAAAAAUUGGUAAGAUGAACAUAUUCAAAUCACAACUCUAAAUUUAGCCUGAAAAUUCUAGCUCCAAUGAUUCUCAUCUAAAGAAAAACAAACUAUGAAUCCUAAAAUUCUAAAACGUAAAAGACUAAAAGAAAUAUAAGGUUUAUUACCUUAAGAAAUUACUAGAGCAGCUGGUGAAAAUAGGUAUUGAUACACAAUAUAUAUGGAUUAGUCGAUUGAUUUGUCCAGUGUAGACAUUGCUCGUUUCAACUACUAUGGAGAGAAACUUUUAAACAAUGAAAUAGGUGAAAAUUUAUGUGCGCAACAAAAUGAGCGAUGAAUUUUUCGCCAAUUGGUUUAACUAUUUUAUCUUAAAGAGAGUAUGCUAUUGGUAUGGACGUAAACUCUAUUAUUGAUGAAUUCACGAUAUUAAUAUUUAAAAGAUCGACGUGUAUAAUUGAUAUUGUAAAAAAAAUUGUGAUUUAUUUUUUACGGUAUCUAAUUUUCUAAUAAAAUUUGACUCAAUACUCUACUGUGUCCUAGAUCCGCCGUUGGUCGCCAAUAAAACCUAUAAUUCGAUAAAGACUACGCUAAACCCUAUCAUCGAUUUAUCUCCAACACCACCCCAUUGAUUUCAAUCACGGCACAUCACAUGACCUAGUUGUUGUUUUUUUUUUUUUUUUUGACAAUACAUGACCUAGUUAAAGUGGGCGAACGUGAGAUGUGUCCUUCCAGUACAUGUACCUUUGAAAUCGCCACGUGCACUACUACUCCAAUCAGCUUCCGUUCGUACAAAUACACAGCACAACUGGUAAUAAAAUCCGAACUCACGAAUAUCCGAUCCGAUUCAAUCAGGUUAAAAUAAGUAAAAUUCCUUAUUGAUUGGGUUUGAGUCAGGUGUGAAUUUUACCUGCUUUUGAAAUUAGAGAGUUGUGAGCGGGUUAGGAUGCUUUCCACCUUAUACCUACGUACAUCCAUAAAUCAAAAACUGACACCAUUUUAUGUUAAGAGUGAUAUAGUUAGGUUACUUUUUUGUUAUUAGGUACUACUUAAAAGAUUCAAACUUGAGACCUCCAGCUGGUUCGAGAUUAGUGUUAUUGCCACAAAUCGACACCAUUUUAUAUCUAACCGGAAUAAUAUGAAUAAUUUAUGAAUGUUACUUACUAUUCUUGAUGGCAUUGUAAAACUCUUAUUAAUAUGAAUACUCUAUGGAUGCUGGUAGUCUUUAUGGAGGUAUAUUUAUAAGAAAAAUAUCAAUAACAUUACGAUAUGUGGAUGUACCAAAAUUUUCUUUUAAUCCAAUAAGUAUUCUACCGAAAUUUUUUCUAACGAGUGUAGCCAUUAAAUUGAGUUUAGAUUUUAGCCAUUUAGAGAAGCUCGGCCCAUUACCACAUGUAACGGUCAACACACCCAGCUAGGCUUUCAUAUUGUAAAGUACUCGAUACCCGUGGAUAUCCGCCCGAAUCCGACAUAAUCGGGUAGGGUAAAACCCGAACCCGAAGGAUUUUUAGUGGGUACGGGUAAAAUCCAAACCCGAAUAUUGGGUGUAAUGGGUGGGCAUGGUUUUCUCACUAUCCAACCCGAACCCGCCCGAUUAUACACAUGCAUAUGUAUUUUGUCUAGAAAUAAUCAAUAUUUUUCUUUAAUAUAUUUCGUAUUUAGCAUAUAAAUAUAAUUUUUUUAUGAAA